AUGUCCAAAGUUAUUCCCAGAGCUCGAAUCACCAAACCCUCUUCAACAACUGCCUCUCAAAGCUCCCCAACAUCACAAAACACCACACCAGCUGUCUCUUCUCCUCCCAUUGCCAAAGAAGAAACAACCACCAUCACCGGAGUGAAUUCAUCAUCUUCACAACCAUCGAACGUGGUGACACCAUCAUCAUCAACCAACACAUCAACAACACCUGAAAAACGAGGAAAUCCAAGUACAACAUCACGUAUCAAAACUAGUACCAAUCCUCCUUCUCAGCUACAACAACAAAAAGAACCAGUUCACUCUAAAACUUCAUCAUUGGAUGAUGAUUUACAAUUUCUGUAUUCAUCCGCUGGUUUUUCUCUUUCCAAAGAACAACAAGCAAAAUUCAAUCGAUAUUCAAAAAGAAUGGUUUUAAAAAGAAAAUUAGAACAAUUUCGAUUGAUUGCAUUUGUAAAACAAAUAUUUAACAAUUAUGUGAAUCCGAUCACACUUUGUAUUAUUUAUCAUCGACAGAAUUUUGGUGAAUAUGUUAUGGCUUUGUUUGAUGACAGAGACAAGUUAACAGAUUUAUAUCCGUUGACAAAUGACAAGGCCUCAGUAACUAUUUGCCCCAAUCCCAUCACAUUUACAGAUCUAUGCUUGCAAAUUAAUUGCAACAAUGAUGAAGAAGAGUCAAAAACAUUUUAUUUCCAAUGUGAGAGUGAAAUGCAAUUGUUGUCCAUCAUGUCAGCUUUUCAAAAAGCUUUACUUUACAAUGGACAAGAUGCAAAAUAUAACAAACCAUCGUUCCACUCACUUGUAUCAACAUAUUCACAAAAGAAGCCAAAAAACGGACAACAAAAAACACCCAUUCCUUUUUCAUGGUGUGACCAAUAUUUAGCAAGAUACUCCAGCAAUGAAGAUUUAGAUUUGAAAAAGACUAAAAAUCCUUUACUUAACAAAUUACUUGGAGAUGAUUCAUCAAAUGAUUCGACUUGUCUUUCAUCUUCACCAUAUGGAUCUUUGAAAUAUGUGAGUUCAAGUCGUGGAAGAUUUGACGAGCAAGACAAUCAUGGUGGAUUAGCAAGUCGUCACAAGACCUCUUACAUGUCUGAUCAUGAUGACGAUGACGAAAAUAAUGAAGAACAAAUUGAUUCUCAACAUGUUGACACGUAUUUCCAAAAGACAAUUUUACCCAAAACGACCACCACCCACAUUGUGGAAACAAGAACUUCUCCUCAGAGAAAUCAUGAAGUGACAAGUGUUGCUCAUCAUGAUGAACCUCCACCACGUCACCACCAAUAA
Molecule: messenger RNA, 1287 nt
Organism: Naegleria lovaniensis
Lineage: Eukaryota; Heterolobosea; Eutetramitea; Acrasida; Naegleriidae
Exons: 1
Coding region: 1-1287 (428 amino acids)
Source: RefSeq, a predicted model, not a curated record